This is a messenger RNA of Acanthosepion pharaonis, 738 nucleotides long. Lineage: Eukaryota; Metazoa; Mollusca; Cephalopoda; Sepiida; Sepiidae. The record is from the annotation of a GenBank genome assembly.
AUGGUCGAACUGCUGAUAUUGGAAUUUGAUACGAACGAGAACUACGAACACAUAUUUAUACGGGUUAACAGCAAUACGCAUAAAAUUACAGGUUCAUACACAGAUAUACACACUUAUCUAUUUUAUCACAUUCUUUUCACUAUCUAUCUAUCUAUCUAUCUAUCUAUCUAUCUAUUCCUACACAACGAUAGGCAUCGCCGCAUAUCUAUCUAUCUAUCUAUCUAUCUAUCUAUCUAUCUAUCUAUCUAUCUAUCUAUCUAUCUAUCUAUUUCAUCUGUUCAUAUCUAUCUAUCUAUCUAUCUAUCUAUCUAUCUAUCUAAACAACAUAUUUCAGUCUAUCCAUAUCUAUCUAUCUAUCUAUCUAUCUAUCUAUCUAUCUAUCUAUCUAUCUAUCUAUCUAUCUAUCUAAGUCUGUCUAUCUAUCUAAGUCUGUAUCUAUCUAUCUAUCUAUCUAUCUAUCUAUCUAUCUAUCUAUUUCAGUCUGUCCAUAUCUAUCUAUCUAUCUAUCUAUCUAUCUAUCUAUCUAUCUAUCUAUCUAUCUUAGCCUAUUCAUAUCUAUCUUUCCAAAUCCUAUCCUUGCUUAGUGCUGCUCAGUUAUUGUUGACCCUCGUUUCCAAUUUUCAUAUUUUCUUCCUUUUCUUCUCCAAUUUCGUUCUCCAUUCACAUUUUUAUAUGAUUCAAAUGUUAAAUCUAUCUAUCAUUAGAAUUUCUUUUACGAUUUUCAUCGCUGCAUUUUGA